ACCCCUCAAACUCUCAACCAUGCAGACCACCUUCAACGAGACGGCCAAGCCCGAGGCGGCGCGCAUCGCCGAGAACGAGAAGCGCGCCGCCGCUGGCGAGCCGCAGAUCCCCGGCGCUGCUGGCCGCGAGAGCAUCCCGGACAAGAGCGUCGAGCGUGAGUGGGCUGCGUCUUGAUCAUCUUGGAAAGGCAAUGAGGAGGGAGAAGAUGCACGGGCGCCAGGCGUUCAGCCCGCAUCAAUUGCCCGUGGUCGCGCUGCUUCACCAUCAGCCGCUGUCGACCUUGUGCUGACUCUCUUUUCUUUCCUCAGAGCACGACGCCACGACCGGCGGCCCCGGCUCGGAGGGCCCCGCGCCGGUGCAGCAGCCGACCGUCUAAGGUCGUCGCUCACUCGCGUCCAACUCGGCGCGUCGGCAUCGUCCAAAGCACGCGGCGCAGCACGAGCAGAAU
This is a messenger RNA of Tilletiopsis washingtonensis, 449 nucleotides long. RefSeq lists its product as hypothetical. The record is from RefSeq and is a predicted model, not a curated record. Bases 20 to 175 code for a protein of 51 amino acids. The transcript has a single exon. NCBI's taxonomy places the organism in Eukaryota, Fungi, Basidiomycota, Exobasidiomycetes, Entylomatales.